Odocoileus virginianus texanus is the source of this 916-nucleotide messenger RNA. RefSeq names its product deoxyuridine triphosphatase (gene DUT). The record is from RefSeq and is a predicted model, not a curated record. NCBI's taxonomy places the organism in Eukaryota, Metazoa, Chordata, Mammalia, Artiodactyla, Cervidae. Gene Ontology annotation, biological process: dUTP catabolic process; dUMP biosynthetic process. Gene Ontology annotation, molecular function: magnesium ion binding; dUTP diphosphatase activity.
GCGCGGCCUCAGUGGCGCGGGAGCCAGUCCAUUCGAAUCCCCUCUUAGGGGAGGGCAGUGGUUUUCUAUUUUGGGAUGAGGGAAAGAUCAUAGAAACUGCCACUGGUUUUGGACCUAGACACUGAGUAUACAAAGCUUUAAGAGGCUCCGUGCUUUCCGUUCCCAAAUCUGUCUUCUGAGAAAGAUUUCCAGCCCAAUUUGAGUCCUAUCUCCCUUCUCGGCACGGACUGUGGGUUGUUCCAGGGGGUGGGGGCGGGGCGAGGUUGGCGGGAAGUUUAGAAGGCAUCCCCUUUCUCUCUCUCUCUCUUGUUCCCCCUGCUCCCUCCCUCCUGUGCCCACGUGGUACUCUGCCAUGCCGUGCUCUCAAGAGGCACAAGUCGUCUCCCCCAGCAAGCGGGCUCGGGCCACGGAGGCGGGCGAUAUGCGUCUCCGCUUUGCCCGGCUCUCGGAGCACGCCACAGCCCCCACCAAGGGGUCCGCGCGCGCCGCGGGCUACGACCUGUACAGUGCCUAUGAUUACACAUUACCACCGAUGGAGAAAGUGCUUGUGAAAACUGACAUUCAGAUAGCCCUUCCUUCUGGGUGCUAUGGAAGAGUGGCUCCUCGUUCUGGCUUGGCAGCAAAACACUUCAUAGAUGUAGGAGCUGGUGUCAUAGAUGAAGAUUAUAGAGGAAAUGUUGGUGUUGUCCUGUUUAAUUUUGGCAAAGAGAAGUUUGAAGUCAAAAAGGGUGAUCGAAUUGCACAGCUCAUUUGUGAACGGAUAUUUUACCCAGAAAUAGAGGAAGUUCAAGUUUUAGAUGACACUGAAAGGGGUUCAGGAGGCUUUGGUUCCACUGGAAGUAAUUAAAACUUCUGCCAAGAACAGGAAAUGAGAAUGUACUUUUUUCUUGAAAAUAAAGACUUUGCUUAAAGUGUU